AUGUGGAAAUUGGGGGGGAAGAAAUUAUACACUACUGUUGAUACUUUGACUCAACGAGAGCCUUAUUCAAUGCUUGCUACAAUGUUCAGUGGUUGGCAUACUGUGUGUCAGGAUCCUGAAAUGGGACUUAUGGAGGAAAUCAAUGCUGUCUUAAGUAGAAAGUUAGAUUUCGAGGUGUUAAACUUUCUGGCCUUGAUCUUUCAAAACUGGAUUUGUCUUAUGUGGACUUCAUCCAUGCUUGUCUUAGAGAUGUAUUCUUCUCACGUGCAAACCUACAGUGUGCCAAGUUCCGGAAUGUGGAUGCUGAGGGUGCGAUCUUUCAUAAUGCAAUUUUGCAAGAAUGUGAAUUUACAGGGGCCAAUUUGCGCGGAGCUUUAUUAGCUGGUGCUAAUCUUAAGAGUGCAAACCUACAAGGCAAACUCUCUACACUCUGAUAAUCAUUAAGUAACUGUCAUUAGACACAUCAUCUUGAUCUUAAACAAAGUUUCGUUUCUUAUCAAAAACCAAAAAUGUCAUAUAUACAAUUUGGCUCCACUCAUGUAUUUUCCUGUUGCAUCAUCUUGUAUUUCUUGGUAAUUGCAUGUCUUUUUAAUGUAAACUCUACUUUCAUACAGAUCCACCCUUUUUUCUUACUGUGAUAAGAAUAAUCUUGAAAAUCCCUUACCUUGUUACCAUUUUAUUUGGUUUUAUUUGUUAUGGUGUCAUGGGGAUAUGAAUACUCUAUACUACUUACUGUAAGGGAGAUUGGAUAUAUUAAAUUUGACAAACUCUUCAGUGUUUUCUCUCAUUUUUGCGGUUUCUCUCCUUUGGCCAUGGAUUUAGCUUGAUUUUAU
Messenger RNA from Humulus lupulus (European hop), 833 nucleotides. RefSeq lists its product as uncharacterized. Lineage: Eukaryota; Viridiplantae; Streptophyta; Magnoliopsida; Rosales; Cannabaceae. The transcript has 6 exons. The record is from RefSeq and is a predicted model, not a curated record. Bases 1 to 381 code for a protein of 126 amino acids.